AUCGGGUCGCUACUACCGCAGAGAGCGCGCGGGAGCCAGCGGCCCGAGCCGGCGGCGGGCGGGAGGAGAGCCGCAGCGGCCCGCGCGGCCGCGAAGUGGGCAGAGGGGCCCUCGGCCCGGAGACCCCGCCGCCCCGGCCCUCCGUCCUGCACACGAGCUCCGGCCGACCUGCGCCCGGAGCGCCCCCGGCCGUCCUUUCUGCCACCAUGAGGAACAUCUUCAAGAGGAACCAGGAGCCCAUUGUGGCUCCUGCGGCCACCACCGCCACGAUGGCAGCUGGGCUUGCAGACAACUCCACCGAGAGUGGGGGCACCGGGCAGGGCGGCAGGGACAUGUUCACCAGUAUGAAGGACAAGUUCUUCAAUGAGCUCAACAGUCUCCCCCUACCCUCCUGGGCGCUGAUUGCCAUUGCUGUGGUCGUCGGCCUCCUGCUCCUCACCUGCUGCUUCUGCAUCUGCAAGAAGUGCUUCUGCAAGAAGAAGAAGAACAAGAAGGAGAAAGGCAAAGGCAUGAAGAACACCAUGAACAUGAAGGACAUGAAAGGUGGCCAGCCCCUGCAGGAUGACGAGGAUGCAGAGACGGGCCUGACCGAGGGAGAAGGUGAAGGAGAGGAGGAGAAGGAGCCGGAGAACCUGGGCAAACUGCAGUUUUCCCUAGACUAUGAUUUCCAGGCCAACCAGCUGACGGUCGGUGUUCUUCAGGCAGCCGAACUGCCGGCCCUGGACAUGGGAGGCACCUCGGACCCUUAUGUCAAAGUCUUCCUUCUUCCAGACAAGAAGAAGAAAUACGAGACCAAAGUUCACCGGAAGACACUGAACCCUGCCUUCAACGAGACCUUCACCUUCAAGGUGCCGUACCAGGAGCUGGGGGGCAAAACCCUGGUGAUGGCCAUCUACGACUUCGACCGCUUCUCCAAGCACGACAUCAUCGGGGAGGUGAAGGUGCCCAUGAACACCGUGGACCUCGGCCAGCCCCUCGAGGAGUGGAGAGACCUGCAAGGCGGGGAAAAGGAGGAGCCAGAGAAGCUGGGCGACAUCUGCACCUCCCUGCGCUACGUGCCCACGGCCGGGAAGCUCACCGUUUGCAUCCUGGAGGCCAAGAACCUGAAGAAGAUGGACGUGGGCGGCCUUUCAGACCCCUACGUGAAGAUCCACCUGAUGCAGAACGGCAAGCGCCUCAAGAAGAAGAAGACGACGGUGAAGAAGAAGACCCUCAACCCGUACUUCAACGAGUCCUUCAGCUUCGAGAUCCCCUUCGAGCAGAUUCAGAAAGUCCAGGUGGUGGUCACUGUGCUGGACUAUGACAAGCUGGGCAAGAACGAAGCCAUCGGCAAGAUCUUUGUGGGCAGCAACGCCACGGGCACAGAGCUGCGGCACUGGUCUGACAUGCUGGCCAACCCCCGGAGGCCCAUCGCCCAGUGGCACUCGCUCAAGCCCGAGGAGGAGGUGGACGCGCUUCUGGGCAAGAACAAGUAGGCAGGGCGGCCGGGCUGCCCGCCCCGGACACUGGCGAGAUCCAGAGCUAUCAAUACCUCAGUUACGCAACCUUAGAGGUUUUCUUUCUCAUUGGUUUGUGGUUGUGUCCUCGUUUUUCUGUCCUUUUUCUCUUUGUAAAGACCAGCCUCCCUCGAAUAGCUGUGUGAGGAGAGUCCCCUCAGAGGCGAGAGAAGACUGGCUCUUGUCAGUGUCCCACGAGCUGUCCCCGCUGCAUGCCCUGUCACCUGCCCUUCAUGCAUUCAGAGCUUCAUGUACACCUCACCCUGAGAAAGUCGCAGCAUUUCCUGUUUGUUGCGUGUUCUGGACCAACAGUAUGACAAGCCAGCCCUGCUUCCCAACGGGAAGGCCACACAGCGGCCCGUGGGUGCACGCGUGUGCGUGUGCGUGUGCGUGUGCAAGCAUCUCUCUGCAUUCCUGGAAUGAGCCACAGACAGGGGAGCUGUGCGGGGAGAGAAGGCGCCCCAAGGACCCCGAAA
This is a messenger RNA of Manis pentadactyla (Chinese pangolin), 1972 nucleotides long. RefSeq names its product synaptotagmin 2 (gene SYT2). NCBI's taxonomy places the organism in Eukaryota, Metazoa, Chordata, Mammalia, Pholidota, Manidae. The coding region runs from base 207 to 1475 and encodes 422 amino acids. The record is from RefSeq and is a predicted model, not a curated record. Gene Ontology annotation, biological process: regulation of dopamine secretion; regulation of calcium ion-dependent exocytosis; cellular response to calcium ion. Gene Ontology annotation, molecular function: clathrin binding; phosphatidylserine binding; calcium-dependent phospholipid binding. The transcript is spliced from 9 exons. Gene Ontology annotation, cellular component: dense core granule; axon; synaptic vesicle membrane.